CCCAUUGGCUGAGAACGGACUAAGGCUCUGUUGUUCAGUACGAAUUGAAGGAAACCUCACCGACAAAUGUUAGCGAUAGAUCACCAGUGAUUAAAUUAAUUAUUAUCAAGUCGUGUCGGAUAUUAAACAAUAUUUGUGGCAAUUGAAUGCGGUGGAAAUCUCAGUCGUACGGAGGAUUGUUAUUAGUCAACUAUGCUAGCAGUGCUAGCUUACUAGCCGGGUUUCUGCUGUUGAGUCUGCCAGGCUUGCGCUAGGGGCAGAGAGGACAACAAAUUAAUGCCAUCAGCAAGGAACUCAGGUCAUAUUAUGAGUGGGGCGAGUUGCAAAGCUAACGGAGCUGUAUACCCUGCCUCAUCAGCAAUGAUGAACUCCGUGAAGAAGCCGAAGAUGGAGCAGAUUCAGGCCGACCAUGAGCUGUUCCUACAGGCCUUUGAAAAACCCACUCAGAUAUACAGGUUUCUCCGCACAAGGAACUUGAUUGCACCCAUAUUUUUGCACAGGACACUCACAUUCAUGUCUCACAGAAACAGCCGAUCAAACGCCAAAAGGAAAGCUUUUAAGGUGGAUAGUAUGUUGCAGACGGUGGAGAAGAUGAAGGGAGAGCUGGAUUCUCCAAGCUUGUCGUCACAUCUACAGUUAACCUUUACUGGGUUCUUCCAUAAGGAUGAAAAGCCAUCUCAGAAUUCAGAAAAUGAACAAAAUUCUGUGUCCUUAGAGGUGCUACUUGUCAAAGUCUGCCAUAAAAAACGCAAGGAUGUCAGCUGCCCGAUAAAGCAAGUGCCUACAGGUAAAAAGCAGGUGCCUUUGAAUCCUGACAGUAACCAAACCAAGCCUGGCUCCUGCCCGUCCUUACUGGUCUCCAGCAAUGAAUUUGAGCCCAGCAACAGCCACAUGGUGAAGUCCUAUUCGCUCCUCUUCAGGGUGUCACGCACAGGGAGGAGGGAAACCAAUGGUCUUGUCAAUGGGGAGGCCAAUGAGAACAUUGAUGUUACAGAUACUCCCAGUAGAAAGAAGAGGAGCUCAUCUCAUAGAGAUGAAGGAGAGACCACAGAGAUAUAUGUUGCACAAAUGACAGUCUUUGAUAAAAAUAGGAGAUUGCAGCUGCUGGAUGGGGAGUAUGAGGUGUCCAUGCAAGGCAUGGAGGACAGUCCUCUGAGCAAGAAGCGAGCCACAUGGGAAACGAUUCUUGAUGGAAGGAGACUGCCACCAUUUGAGACAUUCUCUCAGGGACCCACACUUCAGUUCACACUGCGCUGGACAGGUGAUGCGAGUGGAAAGUCAACUGCCCCAGUGGCCAAACCUCUUGCUACACGCAACUCAGACAGCUCCAGCCCGAUGGAGACCAGGACCAGCAACCACAGAGCUGCCCUAAUGACAGUGAAAGAGUCGGUCAGCACAGACAUUCAAACGAGGAAAGAGCAGGUCCCAUGUGAGCCGCGGCAGAAGCUACGCAUAUUUUAUCAGUUCCUGUACAACAACAACACGCGGCAGCAGACGGAGGCCAGAGAUGACCUCCACUGUCCUUGGUGCACCCUGAACUGCAGCAAACUCUACAGCCUACUCAAACACCUCAAACUCUCCCACUCCCGCUUCAUUUUCAACUAUGUGCCUCACCCCAAAGGAGCAAGGAUAGACGUGUCCAUCAAUGAGUGCUAUGACGGUUCAUACGUUGGCAACCCUCAGGAUAUUCAUAGUCAGCCAGGCUUCGCUUUCAGCCGCAAUGGCCCAGUAAAGAGGACUGCAGUCACUCGCAUACUAGUUUGCAGGCCCAAGAGGACAAAACCAAGCUUGUCAGAGUUCCUAGAGUCUGAGGAUGGGGAGUUGGAGCAACAGAGGACCUACGUCAGUGGACACAACCGCCUCUACUUCCACAGCGACAGCUGCAUGCCCCUGCGGCCCCAGGAAAUGGAUGUGGACAGUGAGGACGAGCGGGAUCCAGAGUGGCUCAGAGAGAAGACUGCCACGCAACUUGAUGAGUUCACAGAUGUCAAUGAGGGAGAGAAGGAGGUGAUGAAGCUGUGGAACCUGCAUGUCAUGAAGCAUGGCUUUAUAGCAGACAACCAGAUGAAUCAAGCCAUCAUGCUUUUUGUGGAGAACUGUGGUGCUCACAUCAUCCGCCGCAACCUCUGUCGCAACUUCCUCCUGCAUUUAGUCAGCAUGCACGACUUCAAUUUGGUAAACACGACUACUAUCGACCGAGCCAUGGCCCGCCUGCGGCAGAUCCGGGAGGAGCUGCCGGACACUGAGGUGGAGCAGCAGGACCAGAUUCUGGUACCAGCAGGGGCCUGCAACGGCAACGUCGUCUGCUCCAGUGGAGGAAAGCAAGGCAAGAGGACAAAAAGCGCACUGACAGACUGAUGCAAAAUAGAUGAAAGGAACAGAGAUCGUCGCAUUUUCUUUCUUUACUUUUUGUUUUCUUCUUUGUAAAUGAACAGACCCUGUGGUGCUUAGAUAGACAAAGUUUCAGUGGAUAAUCUGACCCGAAGCAGACCAGGAUAUAGGGUGAAUACAUUUUUGGAACUUGAGAAAUGAACCAAAUAAGAACAACAUAGAAUUUACCCCCCCCCCCUCCCCAAGAAUGUGGGGACUGGAUGAUACACAUUAAACCUACAUUAUAUACAUUUUGUAGGAGCCACUAAAGUAUCUGGAUAAGAGUGAACAAACAGGAUGUGGCAUGAUUUCUUUUGGUUUGUCCAUGUUAGAGGAAACUAACUACAGUUAAAACUGUAGUGGUAACAUUGUCACUUUUGAUUGUACACAUAUAUACCUUGUUAAAAACACACUUUGAGUUUGUGUUAAAAAAUCUGAACUAUAAUUUUUUUAUUAUUAUUAUUUAUGCCACACCAAGACCUUAGUGCAGCUUCUCCACUGUCCUCAGUGGAGAAAUGUUUCUGGCUUGUUUCUAUUUCACUGUUGUGAAGACAUUUAGGUUGAAGGUUCUUACAGGUAAAGCAAAAUCUAAACUUUGCAUCAAUGCAAAGAAAAUGUUAAUAUUUUUAAUAAGCUUGUUUAGGGCCCCCAGAAGAAUUAUGGGUUUGCUAAUCUGGUGCCAUGACAGUAGUGUUGCAACUCUAAUGUAAGUUUGCAUCCUGGACAGCAGAAUAAAUUCAGACUUUGGGUUCAGGCUGUAACUCCUACUUUAUUGCCCCUGCGCCUUUUGGCCUUUAUUGAUCUUAACUCAAGGAAAGCCAGGGAAAAUAAAUUAUAUUUUCUGAAAUAACCAGCAGCACAUCGCAUCAUCCCAUGUAUGAUGUAGAUUACACUGCAUCAAAGCUAUUAAGGUCAAGUAAGUCGGCCACGUAUAGUUUAUUUUCACACUGAGGUUGUUUUUUUAUUAACAUGGUUUCAUUAGCUGAUUGACAGACAUGAGUAUGUGUGUAACUGCAUCAAAUGUCAGACUUGUUGCAGUAAUUAACACAUUGAAGAUCUUCUCUCAGAGCAAUAUGCUGUUUAUUGGAUGGUUGUUUUUCAGAUCCAAAUCAGUCGUCUGUUCUUUUAGGUGCAAUUUAUGCCAAAGGGGAGUUUUUCUUUCAUCUGUCUUAGUUCUGUACAUUUUUAGCAUCUUUCGUUUGUUCAUUCCACAAUAACUUUUUGAAACUCAGUAGUGGUGUUUUUGUAGUAUUCACAUGAAGGUCACCUUCACAUUCAUAAUGUUAUCAGACUUCCCUUGUGUAUAACCAGAUUAACAAUAUAUUUUUCUCCCUCCAUUAUUGCUGGAGGGCGUCUGUGUUCAUCUGGAAAAGGGAGACUUUCGUCAUCAUUAUUGUCAAGACAUGCUGUUAAAAUUCUGAACUGUACAUUAUGGCUAAGGCGGUUUUUAUAUUUAAAGAAAUAAAAUACAUUUGACCCUAUCAAAU
Messenger RNA from Betta splendens (Siamese fighting fish), 3857 nucleotides. It is a transcript of the gene suz12b, whose product is annotated as SUZ12 polycomb repressive complex 2 subunit b. Gene Ontology annotation, cellular component: nucleus; ESC/E(Z) complex. The transcript has 17 exons. Gene Ontology annotation, molecular function: chromatin DNA binding. Bases 277 to 2358 code for a protein of 693 amino acids. NCBI's taxonomy places the organism in Eukaryota, Metazoa, Chordata, Actinopteri, Anabantiformes, Osphronemidae. The record is from RefSeq and is a predicted model, not a curated record.